Messenger RNA from Monomorium pharaonis (pharaoh ant), 1078 nucleotides. RefSeq lists its product as uncharacterized. Lineage: Eukaryota; Metazoa; Arthropoda; Insecta; Hymenoptera; Formicidae. The record is from RefSeq and is a predicted model, not a curated record. The transcript is spliced from 3 exons. Bases 169 to 900 code for a protein of 243 amino acids.
UUAUAAAACAGAAGGAUUCUGAGAGAGAGUAAAGCAUACAGAAGUUCGAUCAGUCCGCGUUACUAUUAUUUUGCGUUUGUCGCGUGUUGGGAUUGUUUGGAAAAUGUUUUAGAAGAUGCUUUUUAGAAGAUAAUAUUUUACACAAGAAAAAAUUUAUUUGUUUGGAAAAUGUUUGCCGCACUUUUUGUUUUUGCGCUUUUUGUGACUGCGCAAUUGCAAGCAACGGAAAUACCUUCCUACAUUCACCCAUGUAGCCGUAAAGAUCCGAACUAUGAUCAAUGCAUCGUGGACAAUCUCAUCAGUACAAGAGAAAAAGUUUGCACAGGGAUGCCAGAAUUUAACAUUCCACCGAUUGAGCCAUUACUUGUAAAGAAAAUGGUUAUUUAUGAUACAGAUAGUCUUAAAUUACAUCUUAAAGAUACAAAAAUAUACGGAUUUUGUGAUUUUGCCGUAAACUUUGUUCACACAAAUUCUGACAGGCUUCAUAUCGAUUUUGAACUCUUACUCAAAGCUCUUCGCUUAGAAUCUGUGUAUGAGUUUGACAUACGCAUUUUGGUACCACUUGCUAAUAAGGGAUUGGUUACUAUUUCAACAGAUAACGUAGCAUUGAGAAUAAAUAUUGACGCAAAAGUAGCAACCAAAAACGGUAAAAAAGAGAUAUAUGCUUCAAAAAUAAAUUCAAAUCUUAAUAUCACAGAUUUUGAAUAUAAGUUUGACGAAACCGAAAAGAAUUUAGUUGAACUGCAUCAAGCUAUUAGUAAUGUCGUAGACGGCAAUAAACAAGAUAUUCUUGUUAGUGUUAAACCAGCAAUAGAAAAAAGGAUUUCCGAAACAAUAAUCUUGCUUUUCAACAAUAUAAACCGAUUUAAUUAUGAGAAAUUAUUUUCUGAACAUGUUUAAAUUUUCAUUAAAAUUUAUUUUUACAUGAUCGCUUCUAGAUCCUAUUAAACUAAAUAACAACUAAAAUUAAUUUGUUACAAUAUUUCGGGAAUUGGUGAUAUAGAAUUUAUUGUAACUAAAUAAUGGUAGAUAUUAAUAUUUAUUGAUUAACAAUAGUGCAAUAAGGUAAUAUUUUAAA